Dermacentor andersoni is the source of this 534-nucleotide messenger RNA. RefSeq lists its product as uncharacterized. The record is from RefSeq and is a predicted model, not a curated record. NCBI's taxonomy places the organism in Eukaryota, Metazoa, Arthropoda, Arachnida, Ixodida, Ixodidae.
GCACGUUUUACUAUUCUGAAAAAUCAGGCUCGCUUACUUUGGAGCUACCGCACUAUAGGGGCACCUGCCUGGAAUCUGCGCACUCUAUCCUAUGAGGAGUUGCAGAAAUAGCCGCGACACAAAAAGAAGGCUACUUCAAUGGCGUUGCUUCAGGUUCUUGCAACUUUGUGCUGCACGCUGUGCUACGCAAGUUCGGCCAAUCCCAAGGAAUUCACGGACGUCUUGUUAAGUAGGAGGCCCGAUCUGGCCGUCUACCAGAACUUCACCAAGUGCCUGUUCCGUGGCUCGACGUGGCACGCGCUCUACCGGAACACGGAGGACGAUGGCUUCGGCCCUGAUGACCGCUGCCUCAGGGACACCCAGACGAGCGAGUUAGCCGCCGGAAGCACCCGCGUUCGUUUCCGCUACGGCACUGGUCAAGAAUGGAACGGAACGACGUGGUUCAUGGAGCCCGGAGGCCAGAUCAGCCCUAACACCCUCAAGAGCCUUCUCGAUGGAGGCGAGUAUUGCUGUGAAACAAGCAGGGAAACAUAA